CUGUAAGUAGACAGUACAUCUGACAAGCGUAGAAAAAGUUCAACAAGAGCCGCCAUAUUGAGUGUUGGAGAUAGCGUUCAAUUUCGUAUCAAUUCUUGAAAUUGUGGCGUCUGAUGUUAAUAAAGGACCUAUUUUGCGUAAAUUGUAGGGUGAGAUUGUUGAAGAGUUGAUAAUUUUGACCGAUGUUUGUUAUGAAAGUGUGUAAAAGUGCCAAACCGGAGUAAUUCUCUUCGAGAUCAUUGUGCGGUCCCGACAGAAGAUGGUGAGAGGCAACCGUGAAGUAUAGUCGACCAGUCUCAUUACUGAUAGUUCAUUAUGGCUGAUGGUUGACUAUUGUUUAAUAAAUAUGUGCCUUGUGGGAUGCAUCGACUAUCGAACACUCAGUAUAUUGACUCUUUGGCGCUCUUUCUUUUAUAUUUUUGCAAAUAAAGUAAAUGUUUUAUGUUGAAAGUACGAUAAAUAGUGAUUAUUAGUUUACUAAUUCGGUAAGCCGUAGCAUUGGGCCAGCGCUCGGCUCUGGCUUGGUAAACAGGAGAUCAUAACAAUUUUGCUAUGGCUGAUCAUCUUGUAGAUGGACCGCCAAAUGCAAAGCGGCCCAAAUUGGAUGCCUUUCAGGGCUCCACAGACACUUCUGCUUACAACAACUAUGGCCUGAGCUCCAGACAAGGUAUGACACCCCCACUUGGUGGUAGCCUUUCCAACUCGCUGCAGCAUUGGAACAAUUACCAUCCACAAAAUGUUUUAUCUAACAUGGACAUGUUCGAUCUUGAGAACAAUUUGCCCGACGAACUUAUGUCCUCAUCAAGCUGGGGUAUCACUGAUAACAUGGGCACCAGCAAACCCCCCGCUCAAGGACCAGGCCCUGGUAAUAUGCAAAACGGAAUGGACACAAGUGAUAAUACAGCAAACUCGAAUCUUAGACAAAUGCAGCUAAACCAUAUUUUACAACAGAACAAACAGAGCCUUGUUGGCAACGCCCUGGCAAUGGCCGGUGCUCAAUUGGGCAGUAAGAGCCCAAAUUUGCAAUCACCUCCCAAUGUGUCGGUUGCCAAGGGCAACGUAGUAGAUCAAAUGAACCUCGGCAGUUUGCCUUCUAGCAUAGCGAACAGCGCCGGUUUGCAAUCGAUGGCAAACAACGGCAGUUCAUCGCAAGUUAUGAGUUCCAUACAAGGAAUGAAUAAUAAUGCUGGAGGAAACAUGAUUAUGACGAAUAGUAACAUGGGUUCCUUGACCGGUAUGGCUGGUGGGGGCCUGGUGGUGAGCAGUAGUAGCAUUAAGCAAGGCCAACUUACGAAUGCUACCAACAUGCAGGCACCAAGCCAACAGCAUCAUCCGGGAAAUUCGGUACAGAACAUGCAAAACGGUCCAAUAAUGAACAGAGUAGCGAUCGAGCAACACCUGAAUACAAGGGCGCAGAGGCCGCACGGCGUCCCGAACUUGGGGGCGCCGCGCAUGCAGCCCCCUAAUCUCAUACAGAUGGGACCGAUGUCCCAGAGUUUACCUGUAAAUACUCCAUAUUCUUAUCCUAACCCCACUCAAGGACCACAAGGUGUUCAAGCUGGCGGCAACAUCAACGCCCCCCAACAUCUAAGCAGAAUGGGUUUGCCCCAAAGGUUCGGGGGUCCAGCGGCCGUUGGAAAUCAGACGGUGGGGGAAGGCGGCAUAGCGCAGACGCAACCGCCCGCCCCUUCGCCCGCCCAACCACAGUCGGGCGCUCCUAGUGGAUCUCAACCCGGUCCUCAGGCGGCCACCCAAAAUCCCCAAGGGGCGCCACCACCAUCUAGCGACCCGGAAAAGCGGAAGCUGAUACAGCAACAACUGGUUCUACUACUGCACGCGCAUAAGUGUCAGCGUCGCGAGGCGCAGGCGAACGGCGAGGCGCAGAAUAACCCCUGCACGUUGCCCCAUUGCAAGACCAUGAAGAACGUACUGAAUCACAUGACGACCUGUCAGGCGGGAAAGAGUUGUUCGGUUGCGCAUUGCAGUUCCUCGCGACAGAUAAUCAGCCAUUGGAAGCACUGCAUAAGGAACGAUUGCCCGGUUUGUCUGCCCCUCAAGCAGGCCGACAAAAGCAGGAAUAAUGCCGCCGCCCAGGCCAACAUCACGCAGAACAACGCCGCCGCGGCCGCCACCACGGCUGCGGCCAACCAGAACCCGGACCUGAGGAGGGUGUACGACACGCUGGGCAUCCAAUACUCUACGGCGAUGUCUCUGUCCACCGCCACCCCCGGCCUGAUGACGAACACGACGCAGCGGCCGAACAUCAGGUUGCAGGGCCCCAUAUCGCUGGGCGGCCAGAACAUGGGCAACGUGGGCGCCGUGCGGGUGAUGAACCCGCAGGUGCAGGUGAUACCGAGCGUGAACGUCAGCCAGCCCCUGAGCAGCGAUCCGUCGUCGAACGCGUCGCAGACGUCGUCGUCGCAAUCGACCAGCAUGCAACAGGGCGUCAGUAACGUCAUGUUCGGUCUGACGUGUAGCGGGGAGUCGCUGUCGCAGAAUCUGGUCGGUCAGCUGCCACCCGGCAUACAAGCAGGACAGGUGACGGCCAACCCGGUGCAAGGAACGAAGGAAUGGCAUCAGUCGGUCACGCCCGACCUACGCAACCACCUGGUCCACAAAUUGGUGCAGGCCAUAUUCCCCACUCCGGAUCCGCAGGCGAUGCUCGACAAGAGGAUGCACAACCUUGUCGCGUACGCCAGGAAGGUCGAAGGGGACAUGUACGAGAUGGCCAAUUCGCGGUCCGAGUACUACCAUCUGCUCGCCGAGAAGAUCUACAAGAUACAGAAGGAGUUGGAGGAGAAGAGGAUCAAGAGGAAGGAGCAGCAGAUGCAGCAGCAGCAGGUGCCCAAUCAGCAGCAGGUGCAGCAGCAGGCUCAACAGCAGGCUCAGCAACAGCAGCAGCAGCAGACGAUCAGGGCUGGAUUGUCUGGUGUUGUGAACGUUGGCGUUGUACCGAUGUCUGUGGGCGUAUCGGGAAUACCGGCCGGUAUGGCCCAACAAUCAAACCUGAGAAGUUGCUCGCCCAGCGGUACCAACCGCCUGGGUCAGCUUCCCAACCAGCAGCAGGGCAACCGGCUGCUCUAUCCCCUUCAACAGCAACAGGCGAACCAGGCGCAGCAGCAACAGGCCCAGCAGGCCAACCAGCAACAGCAGAACGUGGUCAGCCUGCCGGGGCCCAGUCCUACCUCUUCCAACGCCUCGGGGAUGGCGGGACUGUCGCCGUACGCCAUGCCCUCCUCCAUGUCCCAGGCGCCGGGCAGCGUGCCCACGCCCAACAACAACCAGUUCCAACAGACGGUCAGCAACGGUCCUGCCAGCCUGCCGCUCGCGUCGCCCGUUGGUUCCAACGGCAACGCGCAACAGAACCAGUUCGGCGAUUCGCUGAAGAACAGACUGGCCCCGUCGCCUUCCCCGAUGUCUAUGCAACAACAGCAGCAGCAACAACAACAGAACAUGUCUUCGUCGAAUCAGCAACCUCAGAACCAAGUGGGCAACGCCAACAGUAACAACGGUCAGGCGAUGCCGCCGAGGAUGGAGACCACGCCAGUACCGACGCCUCAUCCUCCGAGUACGGGUCCGAAAUCUGUCAAUUCGUCCAGGGGACCUUCGCCGGCGCCCGCGACGCCGAUACAGUCGUCACCGGCGACGGCGUCUAGUAUGGGCAAAGGCAUGAGCAGCGCGGAACGGGCGGCCAUGAACGCCCCCCGUCAAUCCUCCGCCUCCUCCCAGCUGGCGGCCAUAAUGGCGGCGCACGACCGCGACGAGGACUCGCCCUCCCCCUCGAACGGCCGCGGCGGCAAGCUCGACCAGGUGAAGCACGAGGACUCGAUGGUCGAGGUGAAGCAGGAGCCGGCGGACGACGCGGACGCCAGCCAGGACGGCGCCGGCUGCUCGGGCGGCGGCAAGAACAUGAAGAACAACGACUACUCGGGCGCGUCCGACUUCAAGACGGAGUUCAAGACCGAGAUGGGCGCGGACGCGAACGGCCAGGGCGAGGCGGGCGACGUCAAGAUGGAGAUCGCGGUCAAGGAGGAGCAGGGCGAGGGUUCGGGAGACGUCAAACCGAACGUCAACGAUAUACCGCUGGUGCCGAUAGCGAACGCGGCCGACGGGAAGCCGAGGAAAUGCAUUUUCCAACCAGACGAGCUCAGGCAGAAAUUGAUGCCGACCUUGGAGAAGCUCUACAGGUUAGACCCGGAGAGCAUGCCCUUCCGUGUGCCCGUUGACCCUCAAACCCUGGGCAUACCCGACUAUUUAGAGAUCAUCAAGAAACCCAUGGAUUUGUCCACGAUCAAGAAGAAGCUCGACAUGAAUCAGUACACGGACCCUUGGGAAUAUGUAGACGAUGUAUGGUUGAUGUUCGAUAACGCUUGGUUGUAUAACAGGAAGACGAGUAGGGUGUACAGAUAUUGCACCAAGUUAUCGGAGGUGUUUGAACAAGAAAUCGAUCCAGUAAUGCAGUCGAUGGGGUAUUGCUGCGGCCGAAAGUACACCUUCAAUCCACAAGUGUUGUGUUGCUUCGGCAAACAACUCUGUACAAUUCCCAAAGAUGCUAAAUAUUAUUGUUAUCAAAAUGGCUUGAACGCUUUAGGAUUAGGAUCGGAUAAGUAUACGUAUUGCCAAAAAUGUUUCAACGACAUACAGGGAGAUACUGUUACUAUUGGUGAUGACCCUAGCCAAGCUCAAACUGCCAUAAAGAAAGACCAAUUCAAGGAGAUGAAGAACGACCACCUCGAGAUGGAGGCUUUCGUCCACUGCACCGACUGCGGCCGCAAGCUGCACCAGAUAUGCGUGCUGCACAACGAGAACAUCUGGCCGCAGGGCUUCACCUGCGACGAGUGCCUGAAGAAGAAGGGCCAGAAGCGCAAGGAGAACAAGUUCAACGCGAAGAAGCUGCAGACGACCAAGCUGGGCGUGUACAUCGAGACGCGCGUCAACAACUACCUGAAGAAGAAGGAGGCGGGCGCGGGCGAGGUUCACAUACGGGUCGUGUCGAGCUCGGACAAGGUGGUCGAGGUGAAGCCGGGCAUGCGCGGCAAGUUCGUCGAGAGCGGCGAGCUGAGCGGCGAGUUCCCGUACCGCGCCAAGGCGCUCUUCGCGUUCGAGGAGGUGGACGGCGUCGACGUCUGCUUCUUCGGCAUGCACGUGCAGGAGUACGGCUCUGAGUGUCCGCAUCCGAACACGCGCCGCGUCUACAUCGCCUACCUCGAUUCGGUCCAUUUCUUCAAGCCGCGACAGUUCAGGACGGCCGUCUAUCACGAGAUACUGCUCGGUUACAUGGACUACGUCAAGCAGCUGGGUUACACGAUGGCGCACAUAUGGGCGUGUCCGCCCUCCGAGGGCGACGAUUACAUAUUCCACUGUCAUCCGCCCGACCAGAAGAUACCGAAGCCGAAGAGACUGCAAGACUGGUACAAGAAGAUGCUCGACAAGGGCAUCAUCGAACGAAUUGUUUUCGAUUACAAGGAUAUACUCAAACAAGCAAUGGAGGAAAACCUGAGGUCAGCUGCCGAUCUCCCUUACUUCGAGGGCGAUUUCUGGCCUAAUGUCCUUGAAGAAAGCAUAAAAGAAUUGAACCAAGAAGAGGAAGAGAAGAGGAAACAGGCAGAAGCCGCUGAGGCUGCCGCAAAUGCAAUAUUCUCGCUGUCGGAAGACAGUGAAACCGGACCCGACGGUAAAAAGAAGGGUCAAAAGAAGGCCAAAAAGAGCAAUAAAUCCAAAGCGAAUCAAAGAAAAAAUAGUAAGAAAUCAAAUACUCCACAGACGGGAAACGAUCUAUCUGCGAAGAUAUUCGCAACAAUGGAGAAGCACAAAGAGGUGUUCUUUGUGAUAAGGCUUCAUUCUGUACAGUCCGCCGCUAGUCUAUCAAAAAUCCAAGAUCCGGAUCCUUUCAUUCAAUGUGAUCUCAUGGAUGGCAGAGAUGCCUUCCUAACUUUGGCGAGGGAGAAACAUUACGAAUUUUCUUCGCUGAGGAGAGCUAAAUACAGCACUAUGUCCAUGCUUUACGAAUUACACAACCAAAGUCAAGAUAAAUUUGUUUAUACCUGUAAUAAUUGCAAGGCCCACGUGGAGACCAGAUACCACUGCAAGGUUUGCGACGACUUCGAUCUAUGUCUCCAGUGCUACGAGAAGGAUGGCCAUCCCCACAAGAUGGAGAAGCUCGGCUUCGAUCUGGACGACGGUUCUUCUCCGAGCGAUUCGAAACUUGCCAAUCCCAACGAGGCGAGGAAAUUGUCGAUACAGAGGUGUAUCCAUUCUCUGGUGCACGCCUGUCAGUGCAGGGACGCCAAUUGCCGGUUGACAAGUUGCUUGAAGAUGAAACGGGUCGUUACUCAUACAAAGAUGUGCAAGCGGAAAACGAACGGCGGAUGUCCCAUAUGCAAGCAGCUCAUCGCGCUGUGCUGCUAUCACGCCAAACAUUGCACGGAAACGAAAUGUCCGGUGCCGUUCUGCUCGAACAUAAAGCACAAGCUCAAGCAGCAGCAGCUGCAGCAGCGGCUGCAACAGGCGCAGCUGCUCAGGCGGCGCAUGGCCGUCAUGAACACGCGGACGAUGCCGCAGGGCGUGACGGCGGCCUCGCUGCCGGGCGCCGCGAACAGCGUCGGCAUGAGCCCGGUGGGCGGGGGCGUGCAGUCGGUGGUGCCGGGCGCCGUCAGCCCGGCCAACUCGAUAAACGUGAUGGGCCUGGGGAACGCGACCGGCCUCGGUCUGCAGGCGCCGCCCCAUCAGCCGGGCGUCGGCCUGAAGCCGGGCACGCAGACGCCGCCCGCCAACGUGAUGCAGGUGGUUAAGCAGGUGCAGGAGGAGGCGGCCAGACAGCAGGCGCCGCACGUCGGCUUCGGCAAGGUGAACCCGGGCGGCGGCCUUCAGGGCCAGAACAUGCCGCCGCCGCAGAUCAGGUCGCUCGGACACGUCGGACCCGCCCAAGGCGGCAACCACUUGCUAUCUAUGGAUCAAUGGCAACGCUACCCGGGCAGCGUAGGCCAGGGCAUCAGACAACAAGGGCCGCAGAUAAUGCAGUCGCAGAACGCGAUAGGUCAGCAGGCGAUGCAAGGUCAACAGGGCGGAGUGAGGCCCACCGGCGCCGGACCCCAAAAUCCGAACGCCAUGAUGCAGAAGCAGGCCUUGCAACAGCUCAUGCUGACCCUCAGAUCGCCGCAGUCGAACGAGCAACAAGCGCAGAUACUUCAAAUACUCAAGUCGAACCCUCCCCUGAUGGCGGCCUUCAUAAAACAAAGACAGCAACAGGCGCAGUUGCAGCAACAGGCGGGAGGCGCUGUGGGCGGCGCGGCGCCCCAGCAACUACAACACAUACUCAGCCAGCAGAACCCGGCCGCCCAGCAGCACCAGAACAGGCUGCAGCUCCAGGGCGGCAUGCUGAACCAAGGACCAAACCCGAAUCUGAACCAGGGUCCGCAGGGCCAAUCACUGCCAAGCCAACAACACUGGCUACAACACAAGCAGAUGCUCGCGAUGCAACAGAGGACGCAACAGCAGCAGCAGCAGCAGCAUCAGGGUCAACAGCUGCAGCAGACGUUCCAACAACCGUCCGCGCCACCAUCGUAUCAACAGAGACUUCCAGCCAUACGACAGCCGCACAUGGGAUACAACAAUUCCUUCGCGGACCAGUCGUAUUCCUCGAUGCAAGGCCUGAAACCCACCCCGCCCCCUGUACAAAGCCCCCAGGGCGUGAUGGGUCCACCGCCUAUAUCCUCCCUACAACAGCAGCAGCAGCAGUUGAUGCAGAGCGUGAGGAGUCCGCCGCCCAUCCGGAGCCCGACGCCCAGCCCGUCGUCCAGACCGAUGCCCAGUCCCAGGAAUCAGGCGAUACCAAGCCCGCGUGGACCCCAACAGUCGCCCCACGAUUUAGCCGCAUCCGAAAUGCUUCUGGGCCAGAACCACGCAGGUAGUGGUCUGCAUCCGCACCCCUCGCCGGUCGGUUCUAGUCAAGAGGUCGGAGAUUCCUCGACGAUGACUCCUCAGGAUCAGCUAAGCAAGUUUGUGGAACAGCUUUAGUGGUGAGUUAUGGCUCGGGUGAGAAGAUCCUGAGAUGAGACGUUAGUGAGAUUUUUGUUGCAUUAAAUGGUACCACCGAAUUUGACUUUGGACGAAUGAUGAUGAUGAUGAUGACUGAAUUGGACAUGGAUGGAGCAGCCCGCUGUAUAGCUUCGCCUAAGUUGAAGAACCUUUUAAUGACAAAAGUAAAAAACAAAGUGUAAUUGUACAUAGAUUAUGUAGAAUACAAAAGACUGGAGAAAUUUUUAUUAUCAAAGUGUAAAUAUGUUUAAUAAUAGCACAUUUGUAUAUUAUAUACAUACAUUAUAAAUACCUUAUACAUAAUUAUGAAAAUAUAAAAUUAGCGAUAUGUUUACCUAAUUUAGGUUAUGAUGAAAAAUACCCAAAAGUAUUGGCUUUUUGAGGCUGUGCUCUUAACUUAAUGGAUUGUUACCUACUCAAGGGAGGCGGACGACUAGGGGUUGAGCUAUGAGCGUGCUGCUGUUGACUUUGAAUUGUUUUUUUUUUUUUACACAUCAAUGGUACCGCGAGGUGACCACGGUUAGUGUAUAGCUAUUUUUACCGAGAGACUGUUGGUGUCGUGUCGGUAGCUAUUGUGAUGGGGCCGGUUGGUUCCCGUUUGUUUUUAUAUAUAAUAUAUAUAUAUUUAUAAUUUAUAUAUCGUCUUGUUUUCGUGUGUUUUACAUUCCACGCCAGUGUGGAGUGGUGCUGGCACCCUGACAAUCUUGACCCUGCCAGUGCAAUACUUACACUACACUCCCUCCUAAUUUAUUAUUGAUCAUAAUUCGUGUAGAUUAACUAGUGUUAAGUAUUAUAUAAAAAAGAGAAAUAAACAUAAUUCAACAAAUAUAUUACCUUCUCUCUGCGAUUAUACAUAAAAUUUUUAUUUUUAUUAAUAAGGGUUUUAUUUUGUUUUCCUUAUUUUUUUUCAAUUUCGUUUUGACCAUGUAAAAGCAGUACCGGAUUCAGUUCAGAUCAGCGAAGCUAAAUUUAUUGAUUGUAUAUUUUAAAUUAAUGAAAUUCAAUUCAUGAUGUUGAUAUUCAAUAGUCAAUCUCUACUGGAGUAAUUAAUAUUUGAUGAAUAAAAAUUAUUCUUUAUUAUAA
Messenger RNA from Coccinella septempunctata (seven-spotted ladybird), 9120 nucleotides. RefSeq names its product CREB-binding protein (gene nej). The transcript has 23 exons. The coding region runs from base 553 to 8016 and encodes 2487 amino acids. Gene Ontology annotation, cellular component: transcription regulator complex; histone acetyltransferase complex; nucleus. Gene Ontology annotation, biological process: positive regulation of transcription by RNA polymerase II. Gene Ontology annotation, molecular function: chromatin DNA binding; transcription coactivator activity; zinc ion binding. The record is from RefSeq and is a predicted model, not a curated record. NCBI's taxonomy places the organism in Eukaryota, Metazoa, Arthropoda, Insecta, Coleoptera, Coccinellidae.